CGACUAUAAUUUUGUUGCUCCUUUAUCAAUAUCCCAAACGUUCGAAAAACGCUGAUACGAUUUUUUGUUUUGCUUGCGAACAAUACGAUGAAUACUCGUAAAACUUCGUGUAAACGGUGAACAGAAAAGUCAAAAAAUUACGACAUGUAACACGUUGCAGGCAGGUAGUUGACGAAAGGAGCACAUACGAUGGGGACAACGGCGGAUGAACAGCAACAAUUUUCUUACCCACUGCACGAGUGCGUGUUCGAAGGCGACGUCCAAGAGUUCGCUAGGUUAAUGAGGACGGAAGAUUUGUGCAGAAAAGAUAAACAUGGUAACACAGCUCUACAUUUGGCCAUCAUGCUUGGUCGUAAAGACAUAGUGCAACUAUUGCUUGCUCAUAAUGCACCGGUGAAGGUAAAAAAUCUGAGUGGAUGGACACCAUUAGCUGAAGCUGUUAGCUAUGGGGAUCGUAUUACUAUUACAUCAUUGUUAAAAAAAAUGAAACAUCAAGCACGAGAGCAAAUUGAAGACAGGCGACCAAAUUUAGUAUCUGCAUUAAAACAAGUAGGAGAUUUCUAUAUGCAAAUUAAAUGGGAUUUUCAAAGUUGGGUGCCUUUAGUUUCUAGAGUUCUACCUUCAGAUCUUUGUCAGAUACAUAAAAAAGGUACAUCUUUUAGAUUGGAUACUACACUGGUAGACUUUGCAAUGAAUGAUAUGAAAUGGGAACGUGGAGAGAUUACUUUUUUGUUUGAUGGUGAUGCCAAACCACCACAUUCUCUUAUUGUAAUGGACAAUAAAGCUGGUGUUUACCAACGUGUCAGAUAUUUAGAAACUGAAAUGGAAAUAGAAGAUGAAGUAGAUCUGAUGAUGAGUACAGAUAUAGUAACUGCACAGAUGUCUACCAAAUCAAUAACAUUUUCUCGAGCUCAAUCUGGUUGGAUUUUUCGACAAGAUAAAAAAGAAACUAUUGGUGAUUUUAAUGCAGAUUUUUAUCAUAUUAAUGGCUUAACAUUAGAACAGAAAAAACGAAGAGAACAUUUAUCUGAAGAAGAUCUACAAAAAAAUAAAGCAAUCAUGGAUAGUUUAACAAAAGGAGGGUGCUCUAUUAAUAUUGACUGCAAUGGUGAACCUGUAAGACGAGAAUCACUCUUACCACCUAUACCUUCACUUUGUACAUGGAAAGAGUAUGUAUCUUCUCCAGUAGGACAACACCCAAUUCUAGCAAGAGAGUUGGUUUGUAAAAACACUACUAGAGGGUUUAAAGCAACAGUUGCUAUGAGUAUGGAUUUUCCUCUGUCAGUAGCUAUGCUAAUGGAUGUACUUGAAGUCACUGCCCCAUUCAAACAUUUUGCUAAACUACGUGAUUUUGUUAAUUUGAAGUUACCACCCGGGUUUCCAGUCAAAUUAGAUAUUCCAAUACUGCCUACAGUGUCUGCCAAGAUCACAUUCCAAGCUUUUGAGUUCCGUGAUGACAUAGAUUCUGAACUAUUUGAAGUGCCGUCAAAUUAUGUUGAAGAUCCAUCAAGAUUUCCAGAUUUAUGACGGUUUUUAAGUUCUACAGCAUUUUCAUAAUUUCAGAAUUGUAUAAUUGCCAUAACAUUUUAUUGAAAUUUCUUUCUAUUUUUUUCAGAUACAUAU
This is a messenger RNA of Sipha flava (yellow sugarcane aphid), 1623 nucleotides long. RefSeq names its product ankyrin repeat domain-containing protein 13C. The transcript is spliced from 10 exons. Lineage: Eukaryota; Metazoa; Arthropoda; Insecta; Hemiptera; Aphididae. Gene Ontology annotation, cellular component: cytoplasm. Bases 190 to 1527 code for a protein of 445 amino acids. Gene Ontology annotation, molecular function: protein binding. The record is from RefSeq and is a predicted model, not a curated record.